Molecule: messenger RNA, 905 nt
Organism: Phaedon cochleariae (mustard beetle)
Lineage: Eukaryota; Metazoa; Arthropoda; Insecta; Coleoptera; Chrysomelidae
Source: the annotation of a GenBank genome assembly
UAGAAACGUACGAUUACAGAUCUCCUCGUUUUCAGUCGCACGCGAUUAGCAAGGAAGCAGUUUGUUCGAGUGAAUCGUGCGUCUCAAUGGAGGCCUUCAAUAUAAAAUUCGUGGGGGAAGUGGAGAAGUAUCCCGAGCUAUAUAAUUACACCCUUCAGGCCUAUGCAAAAAGGGAUGCUACUAGGAAGGCAUGGAACAAGGUUGCCAGAGAAGUCAAGUUGUCAGUGAACGAAUGUAAAGAGAAAUGGCGAAAUUUGAGGAGCACCUUCGUGAAGAACCUCAAGCCAAAACCAAGUAGAAGUGGAGGAAAAAAGAAACCAUACUAUUUAAUGGAGGCUAUGCAGUUUGCGGUUCCUUUUGUAAAAGUUGCUGGUACUCCAACUGGUAAUGUACCUGAAGUGUCGCAGACCCUGACCUCGCUUUCCACGCCUGACGUAUUCGACGCCGAUGAUAUGGAGGGUGAAGAAAACGAGUCAAUUGACGAUGUUCUUGAUAUCCAUAUGAGUAGUCCAUCACCAUCACCAUCCUCUUCAGCAACUUCGAGUCAGUUAACAUGGGCAAGUCAGGGGGACAGAGCCGGUACGCCAACAUCGGUCAUGCCGACUGUAUCAAAAGGUCCUCAUGGUCAUCCAGUAAGGACAAGGAAGGUGCAAAGUGAUGCAGCUGAUAAAGCCUCCAGUGCCUAUUUUUCGGCAAAGCAAGCUAAAUUGUCUGUUCCCCCUCAACCAAAGAAUGAAACUGACAAGAGGGAGGAAGGAAUAAAAAACUUUGUGAUGAGUCUACUUCCGGACCUUAUGCAGCUAAACGAUGUUCAACUGAGGCAAUUCAAGAGGAAAGCUUUGCUCCUCAUAGACGAAAUUGACGAGCGCUACAGUGUCCUCUACGAUUCACGUGCACUUGCUUAA